Molecule: messenger RNA, 9853 nt
Organism: Culex pipiens pallens (northern house mosquito)
Lineage: Eukaryota; Metazoa; Arthropoda; Insecta; Diptera; Culicidae
Product: transcriptional regulator ATRX-like
Exons: 9
Coding region: 559-9156 (2865 amino acids)
Cellular component (GO): nucleus
Molecular function (GO): ATP hydrolysis activity; ATP binding; ATP-dependent chromatin remodeler activity
Source: RefSeq, a predicted model, not a curated record
AUCAAAGAACGAGGAAAAGACACGCAAGAAGAAGCCAAGUGUCCGCUUGCACAAAAAGCCCGAGCUCGCAGAAGCAAAAGUUCUCCAUCUUAAGUUUUGUGGUGGUGUCUCCGCGCAAAGAAAAGAAACCGAGUUUUCUCCGGCGUUGGAUUGUCCCCCGUCUGGACCACACUUCCGGCGGACGUUAAUCGGUGUUGCGUCGAUAACGAAACGAAGUCGCGCGCGGUCGGGAUCGUAUUCCGGGAACCUGUGCCACUUCUAAGGGGCGCCAAUUUUUCACCCUUCCGCGCGUGUGUGUGUGUUUGUGUGUGUGCGUGUGCAGUAGAACCAUCCUUUUAGUAGUUGAGGCCGUCCCCCCGCGCCGAUUGACCCGGCCAGAAGAAGGUGGAGCUGUUGGAGUUGGACGAGGUGUUCCGUGUGUUCCGGCGUAGUGACGGAAUAGGAGCAGCGCGGGUUGCUGCGAUUUGUGUUGCCGAACUAAGGGCUGCCCCACGGCGCGGCGCAGCCUACUGAGAGCCUAGCGGAUCCAAGGAAAACGGUUCUGGAUGUCGAAUCAAAAUGGCCACCGCCGCCGCCGAGGAGCCUGACCUGUUCAACGGGCUAGAGAUCACGGACAUGCAGGAAAUCAACAUGGACAACGGCGACGAGUACGUGCUGAUCCCGUCGGACAACGAGAACGACGACGACGCAGUUGUCACGGAGAGUGGUGCUGGUGUCACGGUAGUGUCGUCCAAGGAGCACAUGUCCGGCGGGGAAGCUAUGGACCUGCUCGCCGGGGUCGAUUUGGACACGUUGCUGGACAAGGCCGUCAGCGAAAAGACCGAGCUGCGGAUCGUCAAGAGUAUUAACCUGGCACCGGUGCAGCAGGGUUGUGGAGGUGGUGCUGGUGGAAACGGGGGAGACAUUGACGGUGGUUCGAGUCGUGACCAUGGGAUGUUUACGAUGAGUUACCACUUUAACCUGGACACGCAGGAGCUGUUCAAUGUGGGUUCGGAUGAGCCGCAGCAUCGGCAGGAAGUGGAGCAGGAAGAGGAAGAGGAGGAGGAGGAGAUGGGUUGUGGCAUUACGAUCAAGGAAGAGAUCGACAUUGAGGAAACUGUGGUGAACUUUCCGGACGAUGAGGACGACCUGGGUGCGGAGAUGGAACUGUCGGAUGUAGGUCACGUGAGCGAGGAGAUUGCCAUUUCGGAGAGUGAAGACGAAGAGGAUUGUGUGCUGUUGUCGCUGAUUGAGCACCAGCAGCACGUUCCGAUCAAGGAGGAACGGCCGGAAGAGGACAAGAGUCCAGUUGAGAAUGAUCACGCUUAUACGUCGCAGUCGCUGGAUGAACCUGCGGCGGUGCAGAGCUGCGUUACCGUGGAGAGUAUUGUUGAACUAUCGCAGCGAUUGCUGGAGCAAGCUGGUGAAGAUAGGGAGAAACGAUUGGCCAGUAUAGCAAGUAUUGAGGAGCAGGUUAAGCUGUUGAAGGAGAAGGCCCUCUCGGAAGAAGUUGAUGCGCCGAAGAGUCUUGAACCCGAACCAGAACCUGCAAUUGAAUCCGCUGAAAUCAACGAAGCGGACAAUCUCUCAGUGAUCCUGUCGGAGAACUGUUCCGAACCGUUUGAGGGUCGCUCGAUGACGGAUCUGCUGGCGACCGCGAGUGAAGAAAGUGUCGCUGGUCGCCUCGAUACCGUUCUGGAGGAGCAAGAGGAACAGCAGGAAAUGGAGAUCGAAACCAAUCUGUCCAAGGUAAUGUCCCCGAACCGGUCGGAACCGCUCGAGCAUGAAGGGGACGGCGUCGCCGAUCCGCCGCCGAUGGAGUGUGACGUUGCUGAAGAUCCACCUCCUCCGACACCGGUUCCGGAAGAUGCUGAGAAGGAUCAGGAAGAAGUUGCUCCGAUGGAAACAGAGGAAGGUGAUCAGGUAGAAGCAGUUCAAGAAGAAACUCCGAAGGAGUCCGAAACUGAAGUUCAACCAGAAGAACCUGCUAUUCCGGAGAAGGAAGAACCGACCAAAAAGAGUCUCGAAAUUGCCAGCGUUGACGAUCUGAUCGAGCACGGCGAGUUGUUCUUCCAACAGUGCGAACUCAUGGUAGACAAAGCUGAUGAGGACGACAGCUGCGACAAGUUGAAACAGUUCCUUGCGAAACUAACCCUCAACGUGCGAAGGUUGACGGAGAAGCUCGCUCCAACGGCGACGGCCGACGCGUCGGUUCAAACCGAAAAGGUCAAGCUGACCCGGGAGAAGGCCAUUUCCCUGAACGAAAAGUACAAGCGACGGAUGCUCAGCUCGCUGGGAGAUGUAGAGGCGGUGUACAGCGAUGCAACGGCCAGUAGCGAUGAGGGCGGUGGUGGUGGUGGAGCAGGUUCCGAAGGUGCGGCAUCCAGCGCGGGUGAAGAAGAGGACGACGAUGAAGCGUUCGCGCGACGCCAAGAUCGGAGAAAGUCGAGGCGGAUGGAGCGAAAGUUGGCGCAGGGUGGUGAAGAGGGUGAGGAGGAGGAUGAGCAGGACAUUACGAUGCCCGGUAAGAAGCGAAACGCUCGAAGGUUGGACAGCACCGAUUCCGCAAAGAACGACGAAGAAGAGGACGCUUCGGAGCCGGAUUUGUCGCAGUUUUUGGUGCCGAAAUCGCCAACGAUUGCGUCGUCGUCGGAACCUGCCCCCGGAAGCGACGACAUUCCGGUCAAGAAUGAACCGUACUCCGAGGAGAACAGCUCGGAUACGCCGGUGGCGCAGAAGCGAAUCAUUCGGACGAGUAGCGUGGAAUAUUCUGCGACCAUCCGGGAAGGCGAGGCGUCCUCGCCAUCGGACGGGCAACGGAUGGACGUGGACGGGGAGGAUUCAACGUCGAAAAGUACGGCGCCGAAGCAGGAAGAAGACUCCAAAGACGACGAGCAGUCCGACAGCGAGCUGCUGGACGACGUUCUGCCCCAAGUCGACGACAUUCUGCUCGACGUGGACGACAUCUUGCCGGCGGCGGAAGGCGUCGUACAGGACUACCUUGUUGAGGAAGAGGUGCGGACGGAGGAGCGUAAAACGGAAGCUCCAAGCAAGACCGCUGAGAACAAACCAAAGAAGAGCACCGGCAAGAAGAUCGACAGCGAAGAGGAAGCCGAAGAAGAGUCGGAAGAUGACGCGCCCAAGGGUAAGGCCCUCGAGGACAUGACCGAGUCCGAGCUGGAAGAGUACUACGACAACCUGCGGGAGAAAGAAAUCGACAAGUUGUGCAACUUGACCAACCUGGAGGUUUCGAGGAACGCAAACCCGCAAAAGCCUCAGGAUGCCGCAGUCAAGAAGAAGCUCCCGCCGCCGGUGGUCAACAAAAAGAAGGACCGCGACGAUCUGUACGACAUUCUGAAGGACAACGCGGAACUGCACGGCAGCGGCGACGACAGCGACAGUGCUUCAGAAGUGGUUGAAACGGAGGAGCUGUACCUGCAGCAGUGCAAUCAGAACAUGAAGAACCAGCUGUUGAACCAGCUGAGCAGCAGCGACACCGAGCUGGAUUCGGGUGGGAGUGACGAGGACGGGGUGGUGGAGGCGUUGCGACGAGGCGGUGAUGAUUCCGACGAUUCGGCGGGGUCGAUUCUGAUGGAGAAGUUUUUGAAGAGUCUGAACAAGGAGCACGGCGAAGGGGAGGAUGAGGAGGAGGGCAGUGGGAACGAGGGUGAGAAGCAGGAGGUCGAGGAGGGAAGCAAGCCUUCUGUGGUGGAGGAGGACGCGGACAAGACGAAGGAGAGCGAGGUUGAAGAAGAUGGUGGCGCGAUGGAAAAGGACAAUGAGGACGCGAUUGAGCGGAUGAAGAACUCGCUGAAAAAGUCGGAACAGAAGACGACGUCUGGAGAGACGAAGGGUAGUCCUAAGAAGGACGGUGGUUCGGCGAGUAAAACGACAGCCGUUGAUCCGCUGGACAAGCAGCUGUUUAGCAAGAAGAUGUUCCGGGAUGUGGAUGAGACGCUGCGACGUGAUCGGGACCGGGAGGCGUUUGGACGGGAGAAUGGUUCGGCGACGAGCCGGUCCGAACGGGUAGUCAGCGAAGACUCGGACGUGGAACUGCUGGACGUGUCGAUGUUCCAGCCGAAGCGAAAGCUCAAGGAGAAGACGCUGGAGGACUUUGACUUUAGUGCCACGACGAAGCGGGCGACUCCGCAGUUGAAGCGCAAGGACACUAAGGAGGACGACUGCAUAAGCUUGAGUUCGGAGAGCGAAGCGGAGGUAGAGGAGACCAACGAGGCGGAUGAGAAGGAGAACAAAAAGGGUCGGAUACGGACGAUGCUGACGCAGGACCAGCUUGCGGACGAGACCAAGACCGCGCAGAAGGACGAAGUGGUUCGGGUGGCCCAGCUCAAGAAGAAGAAUGAACAGUUGACCAAGUUUAUGGAAACGUUCAAGCCCGGCCCGGACGAGAGUAAGAUGGUGCUGGAUUACGACGCCAAGCGGAAGCAGGCCAUCUGCGUUCAUCCGCACAUCGAGAAGCUGCUCAAGCCUCACCAGCGAGAAGGUGUCCGAUUCAUGUACGACAACAGCUACGGCAGCGUGAACUACAUCAACAAACACCCCGGUUCCGGGUGCAUCCUAGCUCACUGCAUGGGCCUCGGCAAAACGCUCCAACUGAUCACGCUACUCCACACGGUCAUGCGAUUCCCGCAGCUCAAGACCCGUCGCGUACUCGUAAUCUGCCCCAAGAGCACGGUCAUGAACUGGUCCGACGAGAUCCAGCACUGGCUGGGUUCGCUCAAGAGCGGUCCCCGACUGAAGGUGUUCUACUUCCCGGACAACGCCGACGUCAACGACAAGCUCAAAGUCCUCGGUGAUUGGUACGCCUCGAACGAGAACCGCUGCGGCUGCAUGCUCAUCGGGUACGAAGCGUUCCGCGUGCUGGUCAACUACGAGAAGCGCAAGCGGACGCCCUCGAACUUCCUAGCGGCGAAGGCCGCCUUCGUGAAGAAGCGCGUCGACGAGUACUUGCUGGAUCCGGGCGCCGACCUGGUCAUCUGCGACGAGGGCCAUCAGAUCAAGAACAAAAAGUCCGCCAUCAGUGGGGCCGUGUCGCAGAUCAAAACCAAGCGACGGAUCGUCCUGACCGGGACGCCCAUCCAGAACAACCUGAAGGAAUACUAUUGCAUGGUGAACUUCAUCAAGCCGUCCUUCCUCGGCAGCGACCGGGAGUUUAACAACCUGUACGCGAACCCCAUCAAGAAUGGCCAGCACAAGGACUCGGACAGCCGGGCGAUCAAGAUCAUGAAGCAGCGCUCGUUUGUGCUGCACAACAAGCUGUCCAAGUUUGUUCAGAGGCGAGAGGCCGGCGUCCUGAAGGAGUUCCUGCCGGAAAAGUUUGAGUAUGUGUUGUUCGUUCCUUUAACGCCCGUCCAAGAAAAAAUGUACGAGGUGUUUCUGCAGAUGAACGAGUACACGACGGCGACCGGUGAAGCGGUCAGCGAAGGCGCUCGGGGGAAAAAGUUUAAACUGCUGGCGGAUUACACGUCGCUGCGAAAGAUCUGGACCCAUCCGAAGGUGCUGGAAAAGGCGUGGGAGACGGCCGUCCAGGAGAAGAACAAACGGGACGCCCGCUUCCGGCUAACCGCUUCGCCCGACUCGGACGACGAUCGGCCCGACGACUACAACGACAUCUCGUCGGGUGCACUCUCCGUGACGAACGAUUGGUGGCGCAAGCAUCUGGGCGUCAACGACCUGGAGUCGCUCUACCCGAGCAACAAGCUGCGGAUCAUGUUCGAGAUUCUGAAGCAGUGCCACGAGCGCGGGGAAAAGUGUCUCAUCUUUUCCGCGUUUGUGGCCGUGCUGAACGUGGUGGAGCACUUUAUGGCCAAGAUUCACAACCAGCAGAACGAUCCGGCGGCGGACGUGUACGGGUACGGGAGCUUUCGGGGGCCGUGGGAACCGGGCAAGGAUUACUACCGGUUGGACGGGAAGACGCAGAAGAACAUUCGCCACAAGAUGAUUACGUCGUUCAACGAUCCGUCCAACAAGCGGACGAAAUGCUUUUUGAUUUCGGCCAAGGCCGGUGGACAGGGUAUUAACUUGAUCGGAGCGAAUCGGGUGAUUAUUUUGGACACGUCGUGGAAUCCGUCGAACGAUCAGCAAAACAUCUUCCGGAUAUUCCGGCUUGGGCAGAAGCGCAAGUGUUACGUGUAUCGACUGUUGGCGAUGGGCACGAUGGAGGAGAAGGUGUACUCGCGGUCCGUUACGAAACAGGCGAUGAGUUUCCGGGUGGUGGACGAGCAGCAGAUCGAUCGGCACUACAGCUUCUCGGAGUUGGCCGAGUUGUACAAUCUGUCGAAGGUUGAGGACCAGGUGCGCGAAACGCCGAUUCUUCCGGCGGAUGAUGUGUUGGCGUACCUGCUGAGAAAUCUGCCCAAGAGUGCGUUCAAGUACCACGUGCACGAUUCGUUGUUGGAGAACAAACCGGAGCAGGAUUUGAGCGAAGAGGAGAAGAACGAGGCGUGGGCGGCGUACGAACGGGAAAUUCAGAACAAUGAAAAACCUUCGUAUUUGGGCAACUUGGGCAUGAUGCAGAACUUUAUGGGUGCGGCGGGAGCGUUUCCGGGUGCUUCCGGAUCGGGGUUGGGACCCUACUCGGCGAUUAAUUAUCCUGGAUUGCCGGGAGCGUUGGCAGACAUGUACCGGAACGACUUUAGGUACAGUUCCAGCAUGAACCAGUUGAUGUAUCCGUACGCGAAUGCGUCGUUCCCUUCGUUGAUGAGCGAUCCUAGCUAUUCGUCAAUCAUGGGAAAGCAACCGGCGUAUGGGAAUUUUAACCUGCCGGGGGCGUCACCUUCCGCAAGUGGCAUACCGGACUUUGCCCUGUCGGCAGCGUUGAACGGUCAGAGCUCCAGCGGGGGUGGUCCAGGAACGAGCAGCUACAACACCAACGUAGCGCUGCAGAGUCUACUGGAACUGUACAGCAAGUCCCUCUCGUCGAGCAUGAACAACAGUACGACGGUCACGACGGCAACGGCCACUUCGGUGUCACCGAGCACGACGACUUCCCCGUACAGUGCACUGAGUGCGUUGAAGCAGUUCAACGGGUUCGGUCCACCACCGAUGCACCAUCCCGGAUCUCCAGCACCGCAAUCACAUUCCUCCCCUGCACCACCACCGGCCUCCAGCUCUCAAUCCCCAAGUAGUUCCGGUAAUGCCGCCCUCAUCAACAUGCUCAACGAACAACCCAUGCCCAUGUCAUCGGCCGCAUCAUCCGGACCAUUCUCCCACCUCAGCUCUCCGCUGCCAGCGCCGACAAUCACUCCGUUACCUUCGCGCAGCACUCCGUCGGCGGCCACAACCGUCACCACGAUGGCCACUUCCACGCCAGUAUUAAGCUCCGCCUCCCCUUCGACCGUGUCCAAGAGUGUCAUCGCUACGGCACCACCUCCCCCAGCGCAACUUCCACUACCACCGCUCAACAUACCAAAGCCAACGCUUUCGUCGUCUUCGUCCGUGGCGAAGAACAACGAUCCAAAGCCGGUUCCACUCACGACCACGAUCGUGGCCAGCGACGAUGACGACGUGGACGACGAUGGCAUCCCGAGGCCGCACAUAAUCGUACGCGACCCAUCGUCGAUCAACGCGACCUCGGCGAAACCCGGCGCCCAGGACAAGGAAAAGGUUGUGAAGAAGAACCUCAACAUGGGCAUCGUCUACCCGGCGGAGAAGAAGAAAGACAACACCAAGGACAUCAUGCUCAGUGCGAAGAGUAUUACGACGUUGACGAAGCCGACGAUCGCCGUGAAGAACGUAGACAGCAUGAAAUCUUCCAAGGGUAGCGCAAACUCCCCGGUACACAUUGCGCCGAGGCCAUCGCCAAAGCAAGCCCGCCCGCCGCCAUACAGCUUACCGAGGGCGUCCCCAAGCAACAGUCGACCACAACACCCUCCACUAAUCCGUACUCCACUCACGAUCGGCGGCUCGUCAUCCAUCAUAGCUAAACCUCAACCCGCCACCGCCAACAACUCCACAACCCCCCGCCAGCAGCAGGUCCCAGUCAUUACGAACGCAAAAUCCCUCCAACUGCAAAACUCCCCCUCCUCGUCGCCAUUCAGCCUGCAGCAGAAAAUCUCAAACCCGUCGCCGACUGCUUCGUCUUCCAACGCUGCUGCCUCUCCGACACUUCCCCGCGGUUCCAUCGCGGCCCAGCAACUGCGCGAACUUCAACAACGAAUGAACAGCGCCGGCACCAGCAGCAACCUUAUCGCUAGUAACACCAACUCGCACCUGGCGAUGGCCAAGGCGAAGAAGCAACUGCAGCAGGCGCAACGACAACAACAGCAUCAACAAUCACCGAGCAGACCCGUUCCGGUGGGACUCUUCCCCUCGCAGGCGACAACUUCGACGACGACGUCCAUUGUCAACCAGCAGCUUCCAAAGGGUUUGGCAAGUACAAGUCCUGGAGCGGCACGGCUGACGAUGACCGGUAACAAACCUGCCAGCCAAACGAACAUGUCCCCCCUGUCGGAUAGCGUGAGCAUAACGAAGAUCACCAGCACCGGUCAGCGGAUAGCGAUCAGCAAUCCGCCGUCCAGUACGGUGGCGGCCGCCUCGGGCGCCGGAACCAACAACGCUGCGGCCAUGUCGUUCCUCAGUGGGAAUCUUGGCCGCAAGCAGGACCUCGUCAUAACGAAAACCAUUGGCGGCGGUGCAGGCACUGCCGUGCGGAAGGUCCUUCCCGGGCCAAACAUGGUGGUCAAGACGUCGCAGGACAUGACCGUGGCGCCGAGCUUGAAGCGACCCUUCUCCACCCUGACUCCGACGGCCAUGAAGUCCACCCUUGGGCAGUCGCCGCUCUCAUCGGCAGCAGCACCACCUCCAUCGCUAUCGAUGGCCACCGUCAGUGCGGCGGCAGGUGGUGGGAUGCGCGCAGGACCCGUUACGCCAAACAGCAUAACGGUGCGGAAGCGCAAGGCACCGGUUCCGGGUUCCGGCGCGGACCAGCCCUCGCCCACCCUCAUAGACAGCUUAAAGGCGAAAAACAAUUCGAUUACCAUCUCUGAAGUAAGGUCGAUUUACUCGCCACCGGCGGCCAAGAAGCCCACUCCGAGUAUUCCGAUUCAACCGCAGAAGCGAUUGGGCAGCGGGAUCACCAUUACGCCUCGGAAGCCGACGGCCGCAACCCAGCAGCAGCAGCAGCCACAAAACGUCCUCGAGGUGGUCGAAAUUGAAUGAGGCAAAUGCGGGCAGCACUGAACACACAUCCGACAACGAUUUCAGCAACAGUCAGUCAAUAGGGAAAAGUUUAGCAACUAACUAAUUAUUUGCAGGAAGAAUUCUGUGGUUGUUUGUUUGUGUUGGUUUGCAAACCAACAGAUUAGCGCUUAUUUAAUAUUAUUUGAAAAAAAUGUACAUUAUGUGAGCUCCAUUAUUUACACCAAAAAAUGCAACGCAAAUCGAAAACAUGAUGUGUUAGGUUAGUAAUUUGGCCAUUUUAUUUAAAGCUGUAAAGGGAAAAAGUCUCCUCGCUGUAAGAUAUCAAGAGUUUUUUUUUCAACGCGACUGGAUCGAACUUGUAAAUACUGUUCAACUAAAUAGAUUUUUACUAUUUAUUCGUACUGGUCAAGGCUAAUUUAUAAAAGUAUAGGAAAAUAAUGUUUUACGCAAAAUUAAAACAAGUAAGCUGAAGCGUCGUUUCCCGCCGCAAUUUGAAAGGAUUGCGUGGCACCGUGAAUGGCGCGAGGCAGUCUCACCUAAUCAUAAUUUACCUAUGAUAAUAAUGAUGUGCGUCGGAAAAUGGAAUCCUUUCUAAAUGGCAAUACAAUACAAAAAAAAAUCAGAAACCAUUGUGUACAUUUGUUAAUAGCAUUAUUUGUGAUCCCCAACACAAAUUAUCUGAUAAUAAAAGUAUAAUUUAUCUUGUGAUACGUAA